AUGGCUCGUAAUGAAACGUCCCAGCAACCCAGCAGUUCAGGGAGUAACGGAGUGCCAGGACAGCAGAACGGGUCAGCCAAACCAUCCAAAGUCACUGUGAAAGGUUAAUUUUUCGUCUUUGUUCUUGACUAUGUCACCAUCUUCGAUUCUAGUCGUCAAUGCUUCAUUCGCGAAACCAGUUGAUUGCUAUAUCGAAGUCAGUAGUGAUACGUCAUCUGCGGCGCCAAAAAAGACGACAGUUAAAAAGAAAACUUGUGCACCGGAGUGGAAUGAGCAUUUGAAUAUUCAUGCAAGUGAUUCCUCAACUUUAUCUUUCCGACUUCUUCAAAAAGCAAAACUAUUCGAAGAUUCAUGUUUGGGAGUCGCGAAGGUUAAACUGUCCAGUGUGGUGAAAAACGAAAAUGGCGAAUGUAAGACUGCAAUUUUUUAACCAAUGGUUCAUCACUGAUUUCAGUCAAAAGCGACGUUAACACAUUUUCUCUGGUCGCGAAAGAUACUGCCAAGGUUGGCACUCUCGGCAUAAUUUUUUCUGGAUAUGUUGAACGGAAACGGAGGAGUGCUGGUAUAAGCAGGGCUGAAACCGCGACUUCUGCAAGUUCUGAAGCUUCCACUUCCAAUGGAGCUGUUUCUUCAUCGAGAAGGCCAGCAACAGCUAAACGUGACACAUUGACGGUUCCAGCGGUAUGACUAAUGUAGUCAAACACGUAAUGUUUACUUUUCAUUUGCAGAAUGGCGCAGCUGCGGCCACAACGCCACCAGAAGAGCAGCUACCAGAAGGGUGGGAGAUGAGGUUUGACCAGUAUGGACGCAAGUACUACGUGGAUCACACUACAAAAAGCACAACUUGGGAGAGACCGUCAACUCAGCCUCUUCCAGCAGGAUGGGAGAUGCGGAGAGAUCCAAGAGGAAGAGUGAGUGACGUCCAUGAAAGGCAGAUGUUUUUAAACUGAAAUUCAGGUGUAUUAUGUUGAUCAUAACACUCGUACGACAACGUGGCAACGACCAACCGCCGAUAUGUUGGAGGCUCACGAACAGUGGCAAUCCGGAAGAGAUCAGGCAAUGAUCCAAUGGGAGCAACGCUUCCUCUUGCAACAGAAUAACUUCAAUGCUGAUGAUCCGCUCGGUCCUUUGCCAGAGGGAUGGGAGAAACGCCAAGACCAUAAUACUAGCCGGACGUACUUUGUGAACCAUGUAAAUAGAACUACACAAUGGGAAGACCCACGUACCCAAGGGUUAGUUAAUUGUAAAUCGGAAUUGUUCUCGAGGUUUUUUGUAGUGGCUCCGAUCAACCGUUGCCCGAUGGCUGGGAGAUGAGGUUCACCGAACAAGGAGUUCCAUUUUUUAUCGAUCAUCAUUCCAAGACAACCACCUACAAUGAUCCACGAACUGGAAAACCAGUUGGACCACUGGGUGUGGUUGGAGUGGCGUUGGAAAAAAGUUUCCGGUGGAAAAUCGCACAGUUCAGAUAUUUAUGUCUUGUAAGCAAAAACAACCUAGAAAUCAACACGGUCUGAAAUUUCAGUCAAACAGCGUUCCUAAUCAUGUCAAGAUCACGGUUUCAAGAAACAACGUUUUCGAAGAUUCAUUCCAAGAGAUCAUGCGCAAGAAUGCGGUGGACUUGCGAAGGAGAUUGUACAUUCAAUUCCGCGGAGAAGAAGGACUCGAUUACGGAGGUGUUGCCCGUGAAUGGUUCUUCCUCUUGUCUCACGAGGUUCUAAACCCGAUGUACUGCCUGUUCAUGUAUGCCGGUAACAACAACUAUAGUCUUCAAAUCAACCCCGCUUCAUUCGUUAAUCCUGACCAUCUCAAAUACUUCGAGUAUAUUGGAAGGUUUAUUGCCAUGGUGAGAAGUAAACCAGGCUAUUUAUCUGAUUUCUUAUUAAAUUCAGGCUCUUUUCCACGGGAAGUUCAUUUACAGUGGUUUCACAAUGCCAUUCUACAAAAAGAUGCUCAACAAAAAGAUUGUUUUGAAAGACAUUGAGCAAGUCGAUUCUGAAAUCUAUAACUCAUUGAUGUGGAUCAAGGAUAACAACAUUGAUGAGUGCGACAUGGAGUUGUACUUUGUCGCAGACUACGAAUUACUUGGAGAACUGAAAACUUAUGAAUUGAAAGAAGGAGGCGCCGAUAUUGCAGUGACCGAAGCGAACAAGGUAACAUUCAUUACUUGAAUGUCAGUGUCGAAUAUAAUUUUUUGUUUCAGUUGGAAUAUAUUGAAUUGCUGGUGGAAUGGCGUUUCAAUCGUGGAGUGGAACAGCAGACGAAGGCUUUCUUCACAGGAUUUAAUUCCGUAUUCCCACUCGAAUGGAUGCAAUAUUUCGACGAACGAGAACUCGAACUGCUGCUGUGUGGAAUGCAGGAUGUAGAUGUGGAUGAUUGGCAGCGGAACACCGUCUACAGGCACUACGCUCCACAAAGCAAACAGGUAACUAACUAAUCAGUCCUGUGUUUUCUCUUAUCUUUUCAUUCCAGGUGACGUGGUUCUGGCAGUGGGUGCGAAGCCUGGACCAAGAGAAGAGAGCUCGUCUGCUCCAGUUUGUCACGGGAACGUGUCGAGUCCCUGUGGGAGGAUUUUCCGAACUCAUGGGCUCCACGGGUCCUCAGCUGUUCUGCAUCGAAAGGGUCGGCAAGGAUAACUGGCUGCCUCGUUCCCACACCUGCUUCAAUCGGCUCGAUCUCCCGCCCUACAGAAGUUACGAUCAAUUAGCCGAAAAAUUGAGCAUGGCUAUUGAGAUGACUGAGGGAUUCGGAAACGAGUAG
Molecule: messenger RNA, 2757 nt
Organism: Caenorhabditis sp. 36 PRJEB53466
Lineage: Eukaryota; Metazoa; Nematoda; Chromadorea; Rhabditida; Rhabditidae
Source: the annotation of a GenBank genome assembly